Molecule: messenger RNA, 5955 nt
Organism: Cyclopterus lumpus (lumpfish)
Lineage: Eukaryota; Metazoa; Chordata; Actinopteri; Perciformes; Cyclopteridae
Gene: adgra3
Product: adhesion G protein-coupled receptor A3
Exons: 19
Coding region: 1473-5123 (1216 amino acids)
Biological process (GO): cell surface receptor signaling pathway; G protein-coupled receptor signaling pathway
Cellular component (GO): external side of plasma membrane; plasma membrane
Molecular function (GO): G protein-coupled receptor activity; protein binding
Source: RefSeq, a predicted model, not a curated record
UCAGCGGCCGUUGGAAUCGGAAAUGCAGUUAUGGAUAGUUAAGCAUGGACUGGUUCACUCUGACUCCCCAAUAUUUUGUCCAUAAGUUAACGAAAACCGGAGAGCUACAGCUUUCUUUUUUGUUGUAGUUAUUACUGCGGACAAUUUCGCAGGAUUCCCCAGUGUGACAGAUAGCCACACUGUGGAGACCACCUUCAGAUAUCAUUCAGUAACUCUGUCCUUUAGAGUUGGUUAAACCGUAUUUAGAUAUCCAUCUUACUAUUGGAACUUUAAAACAAUAAAACUUAAUUAGCUUGUUUUUGUUUUUACUAUAUUAAAAUUGCAUUAAACCUUUCAAUACAGUAAGUGUAAUUCUCAUGUUUGAUGCGUAUGUAUGUCAGAAUAUCAACAGUAUUGGUAUUGACUCUGUUAUUUGGUUAAAGCUCAUUUUGUGGCUAACACAUCUGACCAGUGGGCAGAAGAGCUUUUCUGUUGACCCAUCGGGCGGUUGGCAGUCUGAACUUGUAGAGGAUGGCUGAUGUUGUUUAUGUCCUGCUUUCCUUCGGCUGUAACUACUGCAACUCUAAGCAGAGUUUACAUCAAAGUAAAUUAGCUUCAAAUUUGUAGACUCAACGUGGUGGUUUGCACGUCCAGUUCGCACAUCCUGAAAGUCCUAGAAUUGUGCUCUCACUGGCCAUGAAUUUCUUUUCUUGUCCUGCUGUCUCAUUUGUCUCUCAACACCCGUGCACGGAGAAGCCAUCUCUGCUAGCUCACAUCAAACGCUUUAACACGCAAUGGGUUUCCGUCUACGACUUAUCUAUGGCCACCUACCCACCUUCAGAUGACAGCUCUUCCACAUCAAACGGGCAGAGUUACCCAGAGGCCCUUUGUGUGGGUUCAGGUGGCGACUAGAAAGCCUCCAGAACCUCCACUGUAAUGAGUGACUCGGCAGUGCCAGCGCAGGGACCUGCGGAGUAACCUGAUCAGUCGUAUUGAACCAGGCGCUUUCAUCGGAUUGCCAGCACUCAAAAGACUAGCAAGAACACAGCAUGACUUGGAAUCAUCCGACAGUAACCAGCCGCUGCCAACACAAACUCGAGCUUGGCUGCUGCUGGGGCGCAAUAAGAGCGAGACAGGAAGGCAGUCAGCUCUUUGGCUCAGACCAGACCCCUCCCCCCCUCAUUCUCACUGCAUAUUCACUCCACACUCGGAUGGAUUCAUGCGUGCCUAUAUGUCUUCUGAAUACUGAAGUCUUCGCCCCACCAGCAGCUUUUCAUAAGACUUGUCCCUGUCACCACCGAGUGAUCUGCAACCUCACAUGGAUGUUUGUACAGUACAGUUUGGUUUUGCCCGAGGGUAGCGACGUUUAAUUGGCCCCACCGCCCGCCUCAGUUAAUUUCAAAGGGGACUUGUCCAACAACAGCAUUGGCUGUCUCAACGUAGACAUCUUCAAGGGCCUCACCAGUCUGAUCAGACUAAACCUUUCAGGGAACAUGUUCUCUUCAUUGACCCAGGGGAUCUUUGACAGCUUGGUGUCUCUGAAGUUAUUGGAGUUCCAGACGCCUUACCUGCUGUGCGACUGCAACCUCCUGUGGCUGCUGCGUUGGCUCAAAGAGAGGAACAUCGCGGUCAAGAACACCAAGUGCUCCUUCCCCCAGUCUCUCCAGGGCCAGCUCAUUACCUCCAUCAGGCCGGAGCUCCUCACUUGUGAUGCUCCACUGGAGCUGCCCUCAUUCCAGCUGACUCCGUCCCAGCGUCAGGUCGUCUUUCAGGGGGACAGCCUGCCGUUCCAGUGUCAGGCUUCCUUCGUGGCCGAGGACAUGCAGGUGCUGUGGUACCAGAAUGGCCGCAUGGUCAAGUCCGACGCCGCCCAAGGCAUCUUCAUCGAAAAGCACAUGGUGCAGAACUGCUCUCUCAUUGCUAGCGCCUUGACCAUCUCAAACAUUCAGCCGGGUUUCACCGGGAACUGGGAGUGCCGAGUCAGGACGAGCCGGGGCAACACCACCAGGACCGUCCACAUUGUCGUGUUGGAGAGUUCCGCCGAGUACUGUGCCCCUGAACGCGUCUCCAACAACAAGGGAGAGUUCAAGUGGCCGCGCACCCUGGCAGGGAUCAGAGCCUACCUCCCCUGCAACAGACUGCCAUCGAGCGCAGGCACCUACUCGGGCGGCCCGGGCGAAGAGCAGCGGGCGUGGCGCUACUGUGAUCGCAAGGGUCUGUGGACAGAGGAGGACUAUUCCCACUGCCAGUUCCAGAAGGGCGUCACCAGGUUUCUAUACGUCAUCAACCAGAUGCCCCUGAAUGAGAGCAACGUGGUGGCCAGGGCUCGGUCCCUGUUGGUGUACACGAUCGACGCGGCCAACUUCUCAGACAAGAUGGACAUUAUCUUCGUGGCUGAGAUGAUUGAGAAGUUUGGCAAGUUUGUUGAGCGGUUUAAAGACCUGGCCGAGGUGAUGGUAAGCAUGGCCAGUAACUUGAUGUUGGCCGAUGAGAGGGUGCUCUGGACGGCUCAGCGGGAAGCCAUGGCCUGCUCCCGCAUCAUCACCUGCCUCCAGAAGAUCAACGUUUACCGCCUGGCCACAGUGCAAAUCCUCUCCCUGACGUCCCCCAACAUAGCACUGGAGGUUCACGUUGUCAGGGCCAAUGACUGGAACGGCAUGACCUGCAUGUUGUACCAGAGGCCCAGCCCCGAGCGCACACCCGGACAGGACCGCCAACUCGCCUUCAAAUGCAACACAACCAGCUCCUUCUCCAGCAUCCUUCUCAAGAGCACCAUUGUGGAGGCUUCCCUGCAGCUUCCUCAGUCUCUCUUUACCCAGGCUGCACUCCCCGGGCAGGCAGAGGACACGGUCUACAAGCUCCAUCUACUGGGCCUCCGCAAUGGCAAGUUCUUUCCCUCCACCAGCAACUCCUCCCAGCUGGCUGAUAGUGGGAAGAGGAGGAGUGUUGCCGCCCCGGUCAUCAUGGCCAAGAUCGAGGGCAUGUCCCUGCGUGUCCUGAGGACGCCCGUUAACGUUACCCUGCGGCGGUUUGCCCGCGGCUCAGAUGCUGUGUCCGCCCGCUGGAACUUCAGCCUGGUGGGAGGCCACGGAGGGUGGCAAAGCGACGGCUGCCGCAUUCUGGGCCAUCAUGACAACUUCACCACCAUAUCGUGCAACUCUCUGGGGAACUACGGUCUGCUGAUGGACCUCAGCAGUGUGGAGUAUUUCUCUCCAAGCAUCCAGCCCCUGCACCCAGUCAUCUAUGCCACUACUAUCAUCCUACUUAUCAGCCUGCUCACCAUUAUCAUCAGCUACAUCUACCAUCACAGGUCUGUCCGCGUGAGCCGCAAGUUUUGGCACAUGUUGGUCAACCUCUGCUUCCACAUCUCCCUCACCUGCGGGGUCUUUGUCGGCGGCAUAAAUCAAACGCGAUAUGCAAGCGUGUGCCAAGCGGUGGGCAUCUUGCUGCACUAUUCCACUCUGGCUACCGCACUGUGGGUGGGCGUGACCGCGCGCAACAUUUACAAACAGGUGACGCGCAAGGCCAAGCGCUACGAAGAGCUGGACGAGCCGCCACCGCCACCGCGGCCGAUGCUCAGGUUCUACUUAAUCGGCGGAGGGAUACCCAUCAUUGUCUGUGGGAUCACUGCAGCAGCUAACAUCAAAAACUACGGCAGCCGGACCAAUGCACCAUAUUGCUGGAUGUCAUGGGAGCCCAGUAUCGGGGCUUUUUAUGGUCCAGUGGGAUUCAUCAUCUUUGUGGACUGCAUGUACUUCCUCAGCAUCCUGCUGCAGUUGCGCCGCCACCCCGAUCGCCGUUACGAGCUCAAGGAGCCAAGCGAAGAGCAGCAGCAUCUGGCUCACGCCAACGGGGAGGCCGGGUCAGAUGGUCCCAGCAGCCUCUGCCACCCCCUCACCCUCCAGCUCCAGCCUCACGAGGCUUCGUCCUCCAUCGUGUCCGCUCCCCACCCUGUGCCCCUGUCGGCCCUGGAGAACGAGCACACCUUUGCUGCCCAGCUGAUGGGUGCGGCGGGGGCAUUGGGGCUGUACGCAGCCCUCUGGGUGUUCGGGGCCAUGGCCGUAUCCCAGGACCACCCCUACGACUUGGCGUUCACCUGCCUGUUUGGGGUCGCUGCACUGGCUCUGGGGGCGUUCAUGGUGGCGCAUCACUGUGUCAACAGGCAGGACAUGAGGCGCUAUUGGUCCCAGGCCUGUUGCUCCGGGAGACGGGCCUACUCCGCACAAGAGGACGUCCUUCUGCCUCAGCCAGGUGUGGCGAUGACAUCCACAGCGGGCUCGGCCAGCAAGGCAGACGGGGAGUCCACCAAGUGUGGCCACAGCAGCGCAGACUCGUCUUACACCAAUAAGAGUGCACCGAGCAUGCGCAACUCCGCCCACGGCAGCAAGCUGACCAAUCUGCACGCUGAGGCAGCUCAGUGCAAGCCCGCCUCAGCACCGCCGACCGCCAACGGGGGGGCAGCUGUUUUGGACAACAGCUUGACGGAGCAUUCACUGGACAAUGAAAUUAAAAUGCACGUGGCCCCGGUCGAGGUGCAGUUCCGCCCGGUGAACAACAUCAACAACCCGGCAGCUGCCACCAACGGGCACGCGAGCAGGCAUCACAAAAACAGGGCGCGGGCGCACAGGGCAAGCCGGCUGACGGUGUUGCGAGAGUACGCCUACGACGUCCCCACCAGCGUGGAGGGCAGCGUACAGGGCAGCGUGCAGAGCGCCCCCCACAGGCGGCACCACCAUUACGACAUAGCCGCGCGCAACAGCCGGCGGGCAGCGUACAUGGCCUACAGGGAGCAGCAUCAGAGCCAGCAGCAGCAGGACAGCAGUGACAGCGCGAGCCUGCCGCGCCGCUCACGCUACGCGGACAAAGCAGGCGGCGCCGGCAGCAUCCCGGGGAACGGGACAGCGGUGGCCGAGGAGACUGAGUGCGUGGCUACCGCCGCGGGGUCGUGCUCAAGCAAAGACUCGGGCCCGGCACAGCAGACCAGCGGCACAGAACUCGAAAGCCAACCCAAGUCGUACGGGCUCAACCUCGUCACUCAGGCCGGUGGCGCGGUUAAAGAAAACGGACACGCGGUGCCUUUAAUUAACACGGAGAGUGCGGCCAGCGUAAAGACGGGCCUGUGGAAACAUGAAACUACCGUGUAGCGACCGUUUCCGUCCCAAAGACUGCGUUGUGAUGUGCUCUCACCUUCAAACUGUGAAAUGUCAUCUUUUCUUUUUAUUGUACAUUUGUUUUAUGAACAAGCAAAUCAUUACUGCCACUGAACUAUCUUUGUCAAUGUGUUUUUGUAAAAUGUCUAUUUUUAUAACUUUGUAAAGAGUUCUGUACUGCAUGGUCUGAGCUGUGUGCAUAUCAUCACCCCGGGGACCCUUUUCAUUUUCUAGUUGGUCCCAACAAUAAUUAAAAAAAAAAAAGUUCUGUUCACACAAUUGAAGGUUUUUAUUCUCGUGAUAACACCCACCAUCUCACCAAAAGGUGAGUCAGAGAUGUUUGGUUUCCAAGAGCUACUCCUUGCUGACAAUAUAGGGCCAGCUGGUAAUUGUUUUUUUACUGACCUUCAGGUGGCCUCGGGCUCCCUUCUCCUCUGCAGAGCGGCACUUUAAUUGCAACUGACUGGUGGCUUUGGGCUCUACAGGUGUUUUCUUCCUGCCUGCUGGCAGAUUUGAUGAGUGCGCUGUACAUCUUGGUGUUCCUGCUGACUCGAUGCCCGGGCUAUGUGAUUGGCAGCGGAGUCAGAGCAGCUGCCAUGACGAGAAAGAAUAAUGUGAAGAGCGCGUCCGUCCUUCCAUUCGCCGACACCCUCGGCAGCCUACAGCCGGACUCGAGUCCCACUCGCAGCUGGACAUCGCUGUUGGCCAGAGAGCACAACGUAUGAUUUGACUGCCGAGUAUUCUAGCGAUGGAGUCGUAUGAAUGCAUCGGACAUGUGGGCGGUGUCAGCGACAGCCACGGGACGUUCCAGUCUGACAUUGAAUCA